This is a messenger RNA of Vigna radiata var. radiata (mung bean), 2367 nucleotides long. RefSeq lists its product as uncharacterized. The transcript has 4 exons. Bases 1 to 2367 code for a protein of 788 amino acids. Gene Ontology annotation, molecular function: zinc ion binding; nucleic acid binding. Lineage: Eukaryota; Viridiplantae; Streptophyta; Magnoliopsida; Fabales; Fabaceae. The record is from RefSeq and is a predicted model, not a curated record.
AUGAGAGACCAAAGGAUGCAUGGAGACUACACAAUUCAAUAUUGGAAUGAGCUGAAAGCAGCCUUACACAGGCGACAUAUCCCGGCCUACUAUCUAUGUGUGAGAGUAGAAGAACAAAAUAAGAGAAAAGCUUCCACCAAAAGAACCUACCUUACCACAUCAUCAUAUAGGAGAGAUCUUAAGAGGAAGGGUAGCUUUCCAAGAUAUGAGGAAACAAAGGAGAGAGAGCGAGAAAGACCACAAGACAAGCUCAAAGGCAAAGAUAGAGAGCUAAAAAGAGACAAAGAAAGCUAUAAGGGAAAAAAACAAAGGACUUCAAGAGAGCCACCUAGAGAUACCAAGGAUAGAGAGACUAGAUGUUUCAAAUGUGGAGCAAGAGGACACUAUUCAAAUGAGUGUCACUUCAAAAAGUCAACCUAUAUCCUUGAACAUGAGAGUCCAAGUGAGAAGUCCUCUUCUAGCGUGUCUGAGUUGUCCUCAUCUGAAGAGGAACAUGAAGCUCCACCUUGUGAUGGAGAUCUUCUCAUGGUUAGAAGACUCCUCGAGGCAAAGCAUGUUGAGUUAGAACAGACUCAACGAGAAAACCUAUUCCACACUCGCUGCAAAGUUCUUGAAAAUACCUGUUCUAUGAUUGUGGAUAGUGGUUCUUGUUGUAAUUGUUGUAGCUCUAGAAUGGUUGAAAAGCUAGGCUUAACNCCUACUCCUCAUCCUAACCCUUACAAACUUCAAUGGAUAAAAAAGGAUGAAGGAAUAGUUGUUAAGGAACAAGUAAGUGUUCCCAUUUCCAUAGGCAAGUAUGAAGAUCAAAUCAUUUGCGAUAUUGUUCCAAUGGAAGCGGGUCACACUUUACUUGGACGGCCUUGGCAAUUUGACAAACAAGCUUUGCAUGAUGGAGUCACCAACAAGAUAAGCAUUCAACAUAAAGGCAAAAAGAUUAUCUUGAGCCCUCUUACACCAUCACAAGUGCGAGAGGAUCAAAUAAUACUUAAGAAGAAGUUGGAUAGUGAGAAAAAGCUCCAUUCUACCAAAGUUUCCAAAGAGAAAAAGUUGAGUUUGGUCGAAUGUGCCUCAAUCAAUGAAGUUGUCCCACCACACUCUUCUAAAAAUCUUUUCCUUGGACAACCUCACUUUCUUCUCUAUUGUAAGGAGGCACUUCUUUACAUAAAUCAUCCACUUGAGUCUCAUCCAAAGGGGUUACAAAAGCUUUUGAACGAGUUUGAUGAUUUAUUUCCUAAAGAGGUUCCAAGUGGAUUACCACCUCUUAGAGGAAUUGAACAUCAAAUUGAUUUGAUUCCUGGUGCUAGCCUUCCCAAUAGGCCAGCUUAUAGGACUAAUCCCACACAAACCAAAGAGAUAAAGAAGCAAGUUAAUGAUUUAUUGGGAAAAGGGUGGAUACAAAAGAGCCUUAGCCCUUAUGCGGUGCCAGUGUUGUUAGUCCCUAAGAAAGAUGGUUCUUGGCGAAUGUGUACAGAUUGCAGGGCUAUUAACAACAUUACAGUCAACAAAGGUCUUAAAGAGCAUCUUCAUCAUGUGAGAAAAGUCUUGAUUUUGCUUCGUCAACAUCAUUUAUUUGCUAACUUUGACAAAUGUACCUUUUGUCAAGAAAGUGUUAUUUUUNUGGGCUUCAAAGUUGGGAAAGAAGGUGUACAUGUUGAUCCUAGCAAAAUCAAAGCUAUCCAAGAGUGGCCUGUCCUGAAAACAGUGGGAGAAGUAAGAAGUUUUCUAGGUCUAGCAGGUUUCUAUAGAUGCUUUGUAGAAAAUUUCUCUACUAUUGCUGCUCCCCUCAAUGAACUUUUAAAGAAGGAUGUGCCAUUCAAAUGGGAUGAAAAACAAAGUCUAUCCUUUGAGACCUUAAAACAUAAGCUAACACAUGCACCCAUUCUACAUUUACCUGACUUUUCCAAAGCUUUUCAAGUAGAAUGUGAUGCUUCCGGGAUAGGAAUAGGAGCUGUGCUUAUACAAGAAGGUCACCCUAUGGCUUAUUUUAGUGAAAAACUUAAGGGACCUACUUUGAACUAUCCUACCUAUGACAAAGAACUUUAUGCCCUUAAUAGAGCAUUGAAAACUUGGGAACAUUAUUUGGUGUCUAGAGAGUUUAUUAUCAACACUGACCAUGAAUCUUUCAAGUAUAUUAAAGGGCAAGGAAAGUUGAACAAGCGAGAGGCAAAGUGGAUUGAGUACCUUGAGCAGUUUCAAUAUGUCAUCAAACAUAAAAAAGGGAGUACUAAUAGUUCAAACACUUAUGCCUCUUCUGCACCCUCUCCUCUAGCUUCCUUCCCUCUUGGAAGGCUUUCAGAGCUUGAGAAUCCUUGCUUCUUCCACACACAUUCAUUGAAGCCUUCAUCAAACACCUUUCGUGCUUCAUGA